Messenger RNA from Solanum stenotomum, 1129 nucleotides. Its product is annotated as phosphomannomutase. The transcript has 12 exons. NCBI's taxonomy places the organism in Eukaryota, Viridiplantae, Streptophyta, Magnoliopsida, Solanales, Solanaceae. Gene Ontology annotation, molecular function: phosphomannomutase activity. Bases 241 to 999 code for a protein of 252 amino acids. Gene Ontology annotation, cellular component: cytosol. The record is from RefSeq and is a predicted model, not a curated record. Gene Ontology annotation, biological process: protein N-linked glycosylation; mannose metabolic process; GDP-mannose biosynthetic process.
AAAGAUAAUUAAAACAACCAAAGGUAAAGCAAUUUCUCUUCAUUCUCAAAUUUCAACGCUUUCUUUACGUCUCUUUAAUUCUCCCACGAAGAUUCAGAUCCAGAUUCAGAUUUCGGUCAAUUCUCGCCGGUCCUUCACCGGCAAAUUUCAUCGCCCGUCGAUCGCUGAAUACUUGAUAAGGUUGAAUGUUUAGUUGUACAAUGCUGUGAAGAGUUGGGGAGAAGUAUAGAAAGAUAAAAAAUGGCUGCAAGGAAAGCUGGUUUAAUUGCUCUGUUUGAUGUUGAUGGAACUCUUACAGCACCCAGGAAGGAAUCUACUCCACAAAUGUUAAAAUUCAUGCAGGAACUUAGAAAGGUUGUUACUGUUGGAGUUGUUGGAGGUUCUGACCUUGUAAAGAUAUCAGAACAGCUUGGCAAUACAGUUACAAAUGACUAUGAUUAUGUUUUCUCUGAAAAUGGCCUUGUAGCACAUAAAGAUGGCAAGCUUAUUGGGAAACAGAGCUUAAAGUCAUAUCUUGGAGACGAGAAGCUCAAGGAAUUUAUUAGCUUUACUCUCCAUUACAUUGCUGACUUGGAUAUUCCAAUAAAGAGAGGAACAUUCAUUGAGUUCAGAAGUGGCAUGUUAAAUGUGUCACCUAUUGGGAGGAACUGUAGUCAGGAAGAAAGGGUUGAAUUUGAAAAGUAUGACAAGGUACAGAAGAUACGUGAAACAAUGGUAUCAGUGCUCAGAGAAAAGUUUGCACAUUUUAAUCUCACCUUCUCCAUCGGAGGCCAAAUUAGUUUCGAUGUUUUCCCCCAAGGCUGGGACAAGACUUAUUGUUUGAGAUACCUUGAAGAAUUUAAUGAAAUUCACUUUUUUGGAGACAAAACAUACAAGGGAGGAAAUGACUAUGAGAUCUAUGAGUCUGAGAGAACUGUGGGUCACACAGUUACUAGCCCGGAAGAGACAUUGAAACAAUGUUCUGUUCUAUUCCUCGGCAAGGAUAAUGGAAGUUCUUGAGCUUGUUGCAGUUUUCUAAUACACGAUUUUAUGCUUGUAUUCUACGCACAAUCGAAAUGAAUCAUUGCAAUAAUUCUUGUAUUGAAUUUUCUCAUCAAAAUUAUAAUGAUUGUACUACUUUUUCUUGAAA